Bactrocera dorsalis (oriental fruit fly) is the source of this 639-nucleotide messenger RNA. RefSeq names its product V-type proton ATPase subunit F 1 (gene Vha14-1). Gene Ontology annotation, cellular component: membrane; proton-transporting V-type ATPase, V1 domain. The transcript is spliced from 4 exons. Lineage: Eukaryota; Metazoa; Arthropoda; Insecta; Diptera; Tephritidae. Gene Ontology annotation, biological process: proton transmembrane transport. Gene Ontology annotation, molecular function: proton-transporting ATPase activity, rotational mechanism. The record is from RefSeq and is a predicted model, not a curated record. The coding region runs from base 107 to 475 and encodes 122 amino acids.
UCAGCGAAGCUUUUUGUUGUAGAUAAUUUGUCAUUUGACGUAUGUCAGCUGACCAUUUGCGAACUCUACCUAUGCAAACGUAGAUUAUUGAUCAAAAAGAGGAAAAAUGGCUUUGCAUUCGGCAAGAGGAAAACUUAUAUCCGUUAUUGGUGAUGAAGACACCUGCGUAGGUUUUCUUCUGGGUGGAGUUGGUGAAAUCAACAAGAAUCGUCACCCCAAUUUCAUGGUCGUUGACAAGAAUACACCAGUGAGUGAAGUCGAAGAUUGCUUUAGACGUUUUGUGAAGCGCGAUGAUAUCGAUAUUAUUUUGAUUAACCAAAAUUGCGCUGAACUCAUACGUCACGUGAUUGAUGCACAUACAUCACCAGUACCCGCUGUGCUGGAAAUCCCUUCAAAGGAUCAUCCAUAUGAUGCUAGCAAAGAUUCCAUUCUGAGACGUGCAAGAGGCAUGUUCAAUCCUGAAGAUUUGGUUUAAAAUUUAAAUAAUAUAAACACAUGAAAAAUAUUUAAAAAAGCAAACUUUUCAUUCACAACCCCAGUAUUCCAAACUAUUUUGUUGUCAUUGAAUAUGUAGUAAGUUCUUUUGAUUGUAAAUAAAUGCAAUAAUACAUGUUAGUCGACUAAUUGGUUCCAACUCUA